UCAGUGAACGGAGGGUAACAUCUGAGGGUGCUACUUCCUUAUCUUUUACUGGGUACCAUCUUCAACCAACCUCAACCCACUAUUGCAUUAGUUCAGUGUUGUUGUCUCCCUCUGAUCCUACUCAUAUGGCCGCCACGCUCACUCUUCUUAAGCUUCCAAUUCUUUCCGACAAGCCACUGCCACGUUCAUCAACCUCUAAAUUUGUUCCACUUCCUUCCAUCUCUUCCAAAUUAAACAUCUCCAAAGAUUCUACUAUCCUCUUCUUGGAUCAAAAUAUCAAUGCUCUCAAACCUUGUUUUCUAUCCCUCACAGCAAUUACAUUUCCAUUCUUAUCAGAAACCAAGGAUGCACUUGCUGUUGGUGGAGAGUUUGGGAUAUUGGAAGGAAGAUCAUUUGCUCUCAUACACCCCAUUGUGAUGGGUGCUUUUUUCUUGUAUACUUUGUGGGCAGGGUAUUUGGGGUGGCAAUGGAGACGAGUUAGGACUAUCCAGAAUGAGAUAAAUGAACUCAAGAAACAAGUCAAUCCUACUGCAGUCACCCCAGAUGGGAAACCGGUGGAAGCACCACCAUCACCAGUUGAACUUCAAAUACAGCAACUUACUGAGGAAAGGAAAGAGCUGAUCAAAGGUUCGUAUAAGGAUAGACACUUCAAUGCAGGGUCCAUUCUUUUAGGAUUUGGGGUGCUUGAGUCAGUUGGUGGAGGAGUGAACACAUGGUUUAGGACCGGAAAGUUAUUUCCUGGUCCACAUUUAUUUGCAGGAGCAGCUAUCACCGUGUUGUGGGCACUUGCAGCAUCCUUAGUACCAUCAAUGCAAAAAGGAAGUGAAACAGCCAGAAAUCUUCACAUCGCGCUGAAUGCAUUAAACGUUCUGCUUUUUGUGUGGCAGAUUCCCACUGGAAUUGAAAUUGUAUUCAAGGUGUUCGAGUUCACAAGCUGGCCGUGAAUGUAAAAUUCUCGUGUGUAAGUUUUCUGGCAUUUUACUUUCAAUUCAGCUUUCUGGCAACAUCGAAUAAUGCAGAUUUUGGCAUUUUCCACUUCCUCUAGGCUGUAUCCAUGUACACUCUGCCAACGAAGCAUUGGAUAAUUGAAUUGCACCAUUCUUUAGUAUAAAUUAGCAUAUAAAAAGGUUCUUACAUUCACAUUAUUACGUAAUUGAAUGAGUGCUUGCACUCCUGCACCUUUGUUAUUCCUUAGGAAGUAUUUAGUAAACAUUGAACACUUGUACUAUAGUAUAUAUCCGUAGAAACUUUCAUAUCUUUGGCUGUCUUGGAAUCUUUCUUCUUUAGUCAGCUCUUAUAUCUUUAGAUCAUUUCCGUUGAUUGCAAACUUGAUGCUAUGAUCUCUUUUGAUUCAAAGAUAAAAACCU
Messenger RNA from Abrus precatorius (Indian licorice), 1367 nucleotides. RefSeq lists its product as uncharacterized. Bases 126 to 944 code for a protein of 272 amino acids. The transcript is spliced from 4 exons. The record is from RefSeq and is a predicted model, not a curated record. Lineage: Eukaryota; Viridiplantae; Streptophyta; Magnoliopsida; Fabales; Fabaceae. Gene Ontology annotation, cellular component: chloroplast thylakoid.